AUGGCUAAAAGCCUAAAUUUAUCUUUUUUUCCUCUAAAAAUAAUUACUAUUUUUAAUUUUUUGUUUCCAAUUAUUUUCCUCUUUGCUUCAAUUUAUUUACCCCAAUCAGAAGCAACAUCUAAUAAUGAAAUAAAUACAAAAAAUUCCAAUGUCUGCCAAAAUGAAAAAUAUUCUUUACAAAUUCUUGUUUUAUUCGAUAUUUCACAAGAGGACUUUAAUUAUUUUAAAAAUCAACAAAGAAGGAUUGAAAAAGUUUUGAGACAUAUAAAUUUAAUUACCAAAGAAAGUUCUUCCAACUUUUAUGGAUUAAUUGCUUUCCAUCGUUCCCCUGUUGUAUUAAAUCCAAUUAAUUCUUUGGAAUCUUCUAAUGUUGACAAAGUUAUUGAACAAAUUCAUUCCCUCAGACCUCGCCGUCAUUUAGAAACAUCGCCAGCCAAAGCCUUAAUUAAAGGCACACAAUUAUUUUCGGAAAAUUCGAAUAAUUCAAAAAAUAUUAUUCUUUUGGUACAUAAUGGGGAAAAUACUGAUAUGGUUAAUGAAAGUAUUGAAGCAAUAACAAAAUUGUCGUCUAAAAACGUUUCUGUAUUUGCAAUAGCUGGUGAAUCAUUCAACGAAAAAACACUUUUAAGUUACACAAAUGAAGAAAAGGGACGUAUAUUGAGUGGCCAAAAAAGUGAAAAUUUAUUUAUUUCGACUUUAGAUAAGGCAAGUUAUUAA
Meloidogyne enterolobii is the source of this 717-nucleotide messenger RNA. The record is from the annotation of a GenBank genome assembly. NCBI's taxonomy places the organism in Eukaryota, Metazoa, Nematoda, Chromadorea, Rhabditida, Meloidogynidae.